This is a messenger RNA of Tachysurus vachellii, 3627 nucleotides long. It is a transcript of the gene slc2a3a, whose product is annotated as solute carrier family 2 member 3a. Lineage: Eukaryota; Metazoa; Chordata; Actinopteri; Siluriformes; Bagridae. The transcript is spliced from 11 exons. Bases 412 to 2052 code for a protein of 546 amino acids. Gene Ontology annotation, molecular function: hexose transmembrane transporter activity. Gene Ontology annotation, cellular component: apical plasma membrane; basolateral plasma membrane. The record is from RefSeq and is a predicted model, not a curated record. Gene Ontology annotation, biological process: response to insulin; monosaccharide transmembrane transport.
GCAUCCACCAUCCGACGCUCCUCAAGGUCGCGCGUACAAAGCAUCACGGGAAGUAUCGGAUUCUCCGUGUGACCGUGUAUCAUUGGCGAAAUGUCACGAGUUCCCGACGCACAGAUGCGUCGUUCUGAAUAAAUGAAAGCGCAUGGAGGGGGUUUGGGGAAAGCAGAGGUCAGGCUGAUUACUGCUGUUAUUGGCUGAAGCAAACCAAGGGGGCAUUUUAUACGUCAAAGGGCAACGUGAGAAUCGCCACGUAUUCCUAGUGUGACAAAUACACACGAAAAUCCUCACCGAUAACCAGUGGAUGAGAGCGACAGGCGCACGGGCGGAUCAAGCUUAAAGUGCGUUUGGUAUCGGAACCUUCGUGCAAAUCUGCGCGUUCUCGACUUGCUGCCACUCCCAUUUCACUGGAUCAUGGAGGGGGAGAAGAAGGAAGUGACAUGCUAUCUUCUGUUCUCUCUGUCCACUGCUGUAAUCGGUUCCCUGCAGUUCGGCUAUAACACUGGAGUCAUCAAUGCACCUGAGCAGAAACUGCGCACGUUCUUCAACAACACAUGGAUUGAACGUUAUGGCAAGCCCAUCGACCCUGGCGUGUGCACCAUCGUGUGGAGUUUUGCGGUGGCUAUCUUUAGCGUGGGUGGAAUGGUGGGCUCAUUCAGUGUUGGUGUCCUUGCCAACAAGUUUGGACGACGCAAUUCCAUGUUUCUGGUGAAUAUUUUGGCCUUGAUCGGUGGAGGACUCAUGGGGUUUUGCACGCUUUUCUCUUCUUUUGAAAUGGUUAUCGCUGGCCGCUUGGUUAUUGGCCUCUUCUGUGGCCUUUUCACUGGUCUCACCCCUAUGUAUGUGGGGGAAGUUUCACCAACGCCUCUCCGGGGAGCCUUUGGGACUCUACACCAGCUCGGCGUGGUAGUAGGGAUCUUGAUUGCACAGAUCUUUGGCCUGGAGUUUCUGCUGGGCUCAGAUAAAUUGUGGCCUGUGCUGCUGGCUCUGACUGUGAUCCCUGCGGUAAUACAAUGUUUGCUGCUGCCCUUCUGCCCUGAGAGUCCACGCUAUCUUCUCAUUAACCAAAAUAAAGAGGAACAAGCUCGCAAAGCAUUGGUUCGUCUCCGUGGCAGCGAGGACGUGUCAAAAGACAUGCAGGAGAUGAAGGAAGAAAGUGUAAAAAUGAACAUGGAAAAGAGGGCAACCAUCGCUGAGCUGUUCCGCACAGCCGCGUAUCGUCAGCCACUUCUCAUCGCUGUCAUGCUUCAGCUCUCUCAGCAGCUAUCCGGGAUCAAUGCUGUGUUUUACUAUUCAACAGGUAUUUUUAAGUCUGCUGGUGUGACCAAGCCAAUAUAUGCUACCAUCGGAGCUGGAAUUGUGAACACUGUUUUCACUGUGGUAUCUCUCUUCCUUGUUGAAAGAGCUGGACGAAGGACUUUACACCUCAUUGGCUUGGCUGGCAUGGCAGUCAGUGCCCUGCUAAUGACCAUCACUCUUUCAUUGAACUACAUCCCAUCUCUGAAUUAUGUCAGCAUUGCAGCAGUGUUUGCUUUUGUGGCUAUGUUUGAGAUGGGUCCAGGACCCAUCCCAUGGUUCAUUGUUGCUGAGCUCUUCUCCCAAGGACCACGUCCUGCUGCUAUGGCCGUUGCAGGAUGUUCCAACUGGACGGCCAACUUCCUUGUGGGCAUCAGUUUCCCAAAAUUAAAGGAACUGUGCGGGCCAUAUGUUUUCAUUAUCUUCACGGUCCUACUCGUCUUCUUCUUCAUCUUCACAUACUUCCGCGUUCCUGAGACCAAGGGUCGAACCUUUGAAGAGAUAGCUCAACUCUUCGGCGGGGUUCCUCCACCAAGCACCAGUCUACAAGAGGUUGAUGUGGUCACAGGGCCUAGCUCUACAGCAAAGGAGAAAGUCCCACUGGUGGCAGCAAAUUCUGAAGCAAAGGAGACACCAAGUUCUUCUGGGAACAUGGCUUCAGGAGGUGUGACUGGUGAGGAGAAACCCGAGUCUGCAACACAACUAGUUACAUCUACCGCAGAAGACAAAUCGAAUAUUACUCUCCAGGAAAGUGUUUAGUUAAAACUGAAGGUUAUUUAUUUAUUUAUUUAUUUAUUUAUUUAUUUAUUUAUUUAUUUAUUUAUUUUUGAUGUUAGAUAGACACUUUGUCCACAGUGUCAGUAAAAUGUAUUGAAGUCAUUGUUCUGUUUUGAUGGAGCUAGUGCAAUGAAAUCCUCACAUAUUACUUGGAUUGUAUUAUUAUUGGACUGGUCUGGACUGGAAUUUUGAAUUUUUAGUACUUUUAAAUUCAGUUUUCAUUACAAUGUGCAUAUUAUACAUAAUGAAACAGGUUUAGGUUUAAAGUAAUUAAUUAAAUUUAAAUAAAAUAUAUAUAUAAUUACAUAAUUAGUUUAUAACAAAAUUAGUUUGAAAAAAGUAUUUAGGAGCUUAAAAAUGAAUAUAGUUGCUUCAGUAAUGGAAGUAAGCACUAAGUAGUAAUGCUUUCACAUAAUUGAGAACAUAAUUAUCCUUUAGUGUAGAAUGUGGCCUCGACAAGUGCAAAUGAAUUCAAAGUACAGUAACCGCUCCUGCAAACAAACUAUUAAUUCAUAUAUAGGUUAUUUAAAAUUCCCAGACAUACACAUAACAUGUUUCUGAAAUAUUUUGUGUGAAAAGGUAGAAAAUUGUUACUUUUUCGUCUUAUUGUAUAAGCGUUUUUGUGCUGCACCAAUUGAAAUGUUUAAAACUGAGGCAGUUUAGAGGGAUUUAUGGUACCGAAAUGUAAACUUCACCUUGCUUGCUUAGUGAUGUACUUCAUCAUCUGUGUGCACAAUAAUUAAUUAAUUAAUUAAUUUAAUUGUUUAUUUAUGCCUGCAUGUAAUUGAUUUUUUAAAAUUAUUUUUCUUGUUUGAUAUUUUGACCAUCAGAUAUAUUUGUGUAAAAUGAAAUGUAUUUCUUGCUGUGCACUUUUAAGGUCCAAAAGAGCAUUGAAAUAUCUAGCUUUUUCCUGUUUCUAAUGUCAAAAGUGUGAUUAUAGUAUGUCUUGUACCGAGGUGAUGCUUACUUGUUUCGAUGAUGUGCAAUUAAUGUAUCUGAUUUUUCUCCUUGAAGGUCAGAUAAUGUGUGUGUUUUAGGUCUGUGUGUGCUUUCCACGUGAAAUCAGGGGGCUAAUCAACAAACUAUGUGUUGAGAAGUAAUUUUAGAAGCCUAAAAUGGAACCAAACCUUUAUUUUUCUUAUGCCAUACACAGGGGUCUAAUCCCAUGUUCUUAUACAGAAAGUGCCAGUGUGGCUGCAGGCUUUCACUUGUUUAAUCAGUUCAGCAGCCUUUCAAUCAAUAAUCAAGUGUACCUGCAGUUCGGCUGUAAUAAAAAUCUGCAGUCAUAUGCAGCUCUUUCUGGAUAAAACAAAGGACCCCUGUCAUAGAAUGUAAAGAAUAAUAUUACCAAAUAUUACUCAUAUAUUGCCAUCACCCCCUACAUUAGUGGCUUCACUGUAAACACCAUUUAGUGUGCAAAGCUAUAGAGGUAUUUUGAUAUAAAUACAUAUUUUAAACUUUAAUUAAAUGUAUCUAUAUUUGAAUUUUUAUUGGUGCUUUUUCUUGAUGAUUCUUUUGCUGCUUCCUCUACAAGACAUCUGACAAGAGAAAUUAAGA